Molecule: messenger RNA, 640 nt
Organism: Salvelinus sp. IW2-2015
Lineage: Eukaryota; Metazoa; Chordata; Actinopteri; Salmoniformes; Salmonidae
Source: RefSeq, a predicted model, not a curated record
AUGAGGCUGGCUGAGAGAGACAGCUGCUUGCUCCAGACAGAGAUGUCUGCCGGGAAUGGAGCUAACAGCACUCAGGAGGAGAAUGGACAGGCUGGGUGGUCAGCGGGAGGGUCAGUGCCCAGGUACCAACGUGUCCAGAAUACGCUAACCCAGCAGAGCUCAUCGCUGCAGGACACCAGGAUGCUGACAGAGUUUCUGGAGAGGGUGGAGCUAGAGGAGAGGGUGGAGCUAGAGGAGACCCAGGAGGCCAGGGGGUGGGGCUACAGCAGUAACCUUGGACAGCCUCUCCACAGUGAGAUCAGCUCAGCUCUUACCCUGCUGGGUGAUGGGGGUGGAAGCGAUGGUGGGGAGCCCCUGAAGGAGCCGCUGGGAAACCCUGUAGAGGAGCUGCGGGAGGCAGUGGAGAUGUUGAAUGACACGGUCAGAGAGAGAGGACGAUCACAGAAUCACAUCCAUGAUCAAGCCAUCCAGACUAUGAUCCAACAGCUGGCUGUGCUGUCAGUGCGUGUGGAGGACAGUCUGUGCUGCAGUAGAGAGCUGAACCUGGACCUCCUGCAGAGAGAGAAAGACAUGGCCAUGCGCUGUGAACCAGAACGUUGUGGACUAGAGGAUCUAGUAGGAACAGCAAGACCACCUAGAG